CGUUUUUACGGAAUUCUUCAUUUCCAUGCUGCGACCAGAUAGUUGUCGCAUGCAGAACUGAAUACACAAAGAGGUCUAUCAUGGCCGAAACUUCGAAUCGACCCAACAGCACGGUGUAUGUUGGGGGACUGGACACCAAUCUCGUCACAGCUGCGACACUCUCGGAAGCUUUUAUUCCAUUCGGCGAAAUAACAGAUAUAACCCUCCCAAAGCCUGAGGCACCAUCCUCAACAGACCUGCAUCGCGGCUUCGGCUAUGUUGAGUUCGAAGAUGCGGUCGAUGCGAAAGAAGCCAUCGACAAUAUGGACCAGAGUGAGCUUUACGGACGGGUGAUCAAAGUAGCAUUUGCCAAACCUGAUCGAAAGGAAACGGGAGAAGUUGGGUUAGGAAGCACGACUGCAAUCUGGGAACAAGAAGACUAUUUGGCCAAGUAUGCUGCAGCAGCGAACGAGGACAAAGCCGCCGUAGAGCAGUCAAGAAAUGAAAGGCCCGAAGACCCUAUGCAAGGACUUGAAGGUCUCGACGUCGCUGGGCCGAAGCCCGAGUGAGCCCAGGGGAACCUUCAAAGCAAAAGGCAGAUUUCAGUUCUCAGGGUUCGAGCGUUCAACCAGACAACAAGCCUUGUGUGCCCCGCCAAAGGGGAAUGGUCGUGACGCGCAGUCGAUUAUUGGAAGCUUUGUUCAGCAAAUCCAGAGGCAUGCGCUGCAGUACCGGCACCGAGGCCGAGACCUCAUUCCAGUACCAUCACAGACCUAGCCACGGCGUUGUAGCGUCCGGGGAGAAGAGACGCGCUUUCAGUACGGGAGAUAAAGCGAAAUCGAGCGAGGCUGCGCUUCAAGAAAGGGCAUGGGAAAGCAAAGAUAUGCCAAUGACCUAUUCAUGGCAUUCUGACUGGAUAUAUACAGGUCCUUGCAUUUUGCAAUUCAUGCUCGGCAAUUCUGAUAUGGCCUCGGUUGCCAUGUUUUACACCUCCUGCAUAUUCAUAUUUGCUUCUCCUUCGCCUUAAUGAGCUUUCGGUGGGUUGCGGUGC
Molecule: messenger RNA, 1030 nt
Organism: Exophiala viscosa
Lineage: Eukaryota; Fungi; Ascomycota; Eurotiomycetes; Chaetothyriales; Herpotrichiellaceae
Product: peptidylprolyl isomerase
Exons: 2
Coding region: 81-548 (155 amino acids)
Molecular function (GO): RNA binding
Source: RefSeq, a predicted model, not a curated record